This is a messenger RNA of Manis pentadactyla (Chinese pangolin), 1759 nucleotides long. Its product is annotated as F-box-like/WD repeat-containing protein TBL1X. The annotation marks the transcript as partial. Gene Ontology annotation, biological process: regulation of transcription by RNA polymerase II. Lineage: Eukaryota; Metazoa; Chordata; Mammalia; Pholidota; Manidae. Gene Ontology annotation, cellular component: histone deacetylase complex. Gene Ontology annotation, molecular function: transcription corepressor activity; protein binding. The record is from RefSeq and is a predicted model, not a curated record. The transcript has 6 exons.
AGCUUACCUCAAGUCUCCAGAAGUCUUGGAACUUCCGACGUGGUGUUUUUAAUCGUGUCAUCACAGGUGAAUGGUGGCGGUGUCUCUUCCUGCUCCCUCAUCUCCUUGGGGCUAACGGCUUACAUUUUAAUUUACGAGCAGCAGGAGCGCAAGUACUCAAAUGCAAUCUGUGAGCCUCUGAACUGGGAACCACUUACUGGCGAGGCGCAUUCUAGCCGUGCCAUAAGGGGAGAGGCCCUCUGCCUUUUCAGAGCUGCCCAUCAGCUGUUCUUGUUGGCCUGUUUCUUCCAGAGCGACAGAACACUGUUGGCCACAGGCUCGUAUGAUGGUUUUGCAAGAAUAUGGACGGAAGAUGGUAACCUGGCCAGCACCUUAGGCCAACAUAAAGGCCCCAUCUUCGCCUUGAAAUGGAACAAAAAGGGGAAUUACAUUCUGAGUGCAGGUGUGGAUAAACAGACAACAAUUUGGGACGCCCACACAGGGGAAGCCAAACAGCAGUUUCCGUUUCAUUCCACCCCUGCUCUUGAUGUAGACUGGCAGAACAACACCACCUUUGCCUCCUGUAGCACAGACAUGUGUAUCCACGUCUGCAGACUCGGCUGUGACCGCCCAAUCAAAACCUUCCAAGGACACACAAAUGAGGUCAAUGCCAUUAAGUGGGAUCCUUCUGGAAUGUUGCUAGCAUCCUGCUCCGAUGACAUGACAUUAAAAAUCUGGAGUAUGAAGCAAGAUAUGGGUGUCCAUGACCUUCAGGCUCAUAGCAAAGAGAUAUACACCAUCAAGUGGAGUCCCACCGGGCCAGCCACCAGCAACCCCAAUUGCAACAUUAUGCUAGCGAGGUAAGGGAAGAUGGCCUCAGCCCAGUGUCGGUCCCUAAAGCUAGCCUUGCUUGGAAUUAAGGGGUGCAAAAAUUCUCCAUCAUAACAAGUUGGUCGUGGGGACGGUAGUACAGCAUGGAGAAUAUAGCCAGUGAUUCUGUAACGUCUUCCUAUGUUGACAGAUAGUAACUACAGUGGUGGGGAUGAGGAUUUAAUUAUACGCGUAACUGUUAAACCAUUGUAUCAUAUACUUGAAGUCAAUAUAAGAUUGUAUAUCAACUAUACUUCACUUUAAAAAUUUUACAAAACCGCCUUACCCAUGGUGGCUGAGCCGGCCACAUGGCCAGUAAGAGCUAUUCAUGUCCGGAGAGAUGGGACAUUGUUGCAAAUCUAUUUAUGCCCUUCCACCUGAAUGAAGUGGUCAGCUGGGCCCAGAAGAUAGCUUACAGGUGACGCCUAACUUGAGGUAAGGAUCACAUUAGCCACAAGGCUGGCUGGUUUGAGGGACUGGUUAUAUUGGUUAUGUGCCCCAGGCUUUUCAGCACUUGGCCUCGGUGGAGAUUCUGCCACAAGAGAGAAAGGCAAGAGUUCAGCUUGGGCCCAGGCUUGCAGACUUCGUUCAACUCAGAGCUGCAGGUGGUGAGAUUCUGAGCAGUGAUAAAGGGUUCCCCGGCCCUAGCUGGAUCUGACCCAACAAUUUAUAGAGUGAACCCCUGGACACCAGCACUGGGGGGAUUGCAGUGGCGAGCCAGCCAAAUGCCAGAAUUGGGACUAGAGGUUCUUUCUAGCUGACACAAAGAUGGCCUCCCCAAACCAUACCACUUGAGGCCACUGGCAACAGAAUUGUCUCCUCCUGACACUCGUGGGCCCCAUUCAGGAUGUAGCAUUGCCCUCCGGCUACUGUGUUAAAUGCGAACGUUUAGAAGAACGAGUUGCUGAGA